Entamoeba nuttalli P19 is the source of this 2019-nucleotide messenger RNA. RefSeq lists its product as hypothetical. The coding region runs from base 1 to 2019 and encodes 672 amino acids. NCBI's taxonomy places the organism in Eukaryota, Evosea, Mastigamoebida, Endamoebidae. The record is from RefSeq and is a predicted model, not a curated record. The transcript has a single exon.
AUGAAUAUUCUUGAUAUUAAAGAAAUUCAACCAUUGAAAUAUGCAGAUAAUUUAAUUGAUAAUAUUUGUAAUAAAGGAUUGAUUGAAAUGAUUAUGAAUAAAACAUUUACAUUCUUUGUUUUACAAGAUGGAACAUUUAGAUAUUACAAUUCAAAUGGAACGUUUGGUGGAUUUGAUGAAUUAGGAGAAGGAAGAACGUUUUCUAUUUUUAAUGAAAAGACAAAUAUCAUUAUUAGGGGAGAUUGUACUGGAAAAAUCUUUUUUGAUAUGUAUAAACAAGAAGAAGAUAAAUGGAUUAGUGCAGUUGAUACAUUUUUUGUAGAAAAUAAUAAUAAACUUUCAUUUCAUGAUCCUGAAUUAUCAAAAAUGUAUUUCUUUGUUGGAGAAGAUAUAUUACAAAUAUAUAGUUAUUCUGUUGUUUUAUUAAAUGAAAAUAGUGAAAAAACAGAUAAAAUUCAAGAAGCAAAACAUUUCGCUGUUUUAGUUCAAAAUAUAGAAGAUGUUCAAUUAAAAGGAGUUGCAUCUAAUGUUAUUAUGUCAAAAUAUGGAUUAUUUAUUAUUCAACGUCAAAAUAUUCAAUUUUACAAAUUUAUUACAAAUGAACUUUUAGAAGUUCAAGCAACACCUGGAACAUUUAAAACAAAUGAUUUUAGAGUUAUUCAAUAUUAUAUUCAUCCACAAACAUCAGACUUAUUAAUGAUUUCAGAAAAUGGAGAAGUUUAUUUAAUUGAUUCAAAGUCUAAUCUUCUUAUUCCAAUAAAAAUUGGAGUAAUUAAACUUCCAAAUGAAGAUUAUAAAAUUCAUUUUUAUUAUAGAUUCCUUAUUAUUUUAACAGAUCAUAGAAUGUAUAUUUAUAAUAUGAGAAAAAUGAAAAAUCCAAUUAUUGUAGAUACUAUAAAGAAUUAUGAAGUAUCAUCUAUUGUUCCAUGGAAUAAUCCAGAUGUGUCUAUUGGAUUUUAUUCUAAUUCAUUAAAAUCAUUUAAUGAAUAUUUAUUUAAUGAAAAAAUGAAAUAUUCAACUGAUAUGAAAGAAGGAAUGUUAUAUUUUCUGUUAAAUGAUUUUAAAAAUACAUUAGUUGGUAUUCAACAUUUAAAUUCACAAUUAAUCACAAGGUUCUUAGAUAGACUUGGAAAUGAUCUUCCUCUAAUUAUUUUCCUUUCAACAAAACCUGAAUAUAGAGAAUAUGCUAUAAACCGAUUUAAAGAACGAUAUAAUCAUGAAUAUUUAAUAAGUAUGGCUAAUGGAUGGAAUCCUCAAGAUGUUGAAACAUAUUUUACUGAAUUACAACAAACAAUACAACCAGAACAUAUUUUAUUACAUACUCCAACAAAAAAAGAAUGGGAACCUCAAAAAUUUAAUUUAGCUGAUGUAACAGUUCAAUUAUGUAAUAAUCCUACAGAAGAAAAAAUUGCCAAAGUAUAUUCAUUACUUGGAAUUACACAUGAAAAUCAAGUUAUUUCUAUUCCUGAUGAACUUAUUACAUCAAUUACUCAACACCAAACAAAUUGGCUUAGACCAUUAAUAAUUCCAUUAUUAAAAUUAAGACCUUAUGAAUUAUUACAACAUAUGAUCAUUAUUACUGAUGACCUUCCACAAUUAGAUGUUAUUGUAAUGUUUCAACAAGUUUUUACACCUAUUGAUUUAUAUUAUCAAAAACAUCAACUUAAUAAAGAUCAACAAAUUGUUUAUGCAAUAUUUAUUACUGUUAUUUCAUCAUUUAAUAAAGCAUUAGACAGUCUUACUGAUGAUUUAGUUCCUAUUUUCCUUGAAAGACUCCUUGCUUUCCCUUUAGACAAACUUACUAUUAGUUAUAAAUUACUUUGUUCUCAUGCUUUACACAAAUCAUUGAUCAAAGGAAAUAUGGAAUUGGCAGAAGUUAUUUUUAAGACUAUUUGGAGAAGAUAUACACCAUCAACAAUUGAGAAUAUUUUAGAGGAUAUUCUUCAACAAGAAUUAUAUGAAAAACAAACAACAGCAGAAGCACAACAAUGGAUAAUAAAGAAAAUUUCAUUGAAUUAA